AUGCUUGAAUCUCUCUUUCUCGGCGGGCUCAUCGCUGCCGCCGCGGUCGAAGCCGCGCAGCCCGGCGCUGUCAAGCCGGUGGCGGCACCCAUGCGAGACCUGACUUGGGGCCAGCUCAACUUUCUGCACACGACAGACACGCACGCCUGGCUCAGCGGGCAUUUCCUCGAGCCCUCCUUCUCUGCCGAUUGGGGUGACUACAUCUCCUUCUCCCAGCAUAUGCGCAAGCUGGCCGACGACAAAGGCGCCGAUCUCCUCCUCAUCGAUACCGGCGACCGCAUCGAGGGCAGUGGCAUCUACGACAGCUCCAUCCCAAAAGGUCUGUACCAGUACGACAUCUACGCUCAGCAGAAGAUUGAUCUUAUCACUACCGGCAACCAUGAGCUGUACAAAUCCUAUUCGAUCGACAUGGAACACAAUACCACCAUUCCCAACUUCAAGGAGAACUACAUCACAUCCAACUUGGACUACAUUGAUCCCAAGACUGGCAAGCGCGUGCCCCAAGCCCAGCGAUACCGCAAGUUCAAGACCAAGAACCUAGGCAUUAACAUUGUGUCCUUUGGCUUCCUCUUCGACUUUACAGGCAAUGCCAACAACAGCAUCGUUCAGCCGGUGGCCGAUACCGUAAAGGAGGAUUGGUUCCAAGAGGCCAUCAAGGAGAAGCCCGACCUCUUUGUGGUCAUUGGCCAUGUCGGCGUGCGCAUGGAAGAAUUCAGAACUGUCUUCAAGGCUAUUCGCAAGGAGGAUUGGGACACGCCCAUCGCGUUCUUCGGCGGCCACCUACACAUUAGAGACGCCGUGAGCUAUGACUCCAAGUCAUUAGCCAUCGCCUCCGGUCGAUACCUUGAAACCAUCGGCUGGAUGUCUAUCGAUGGCAUCGUCAAGAAGCAGCCCAAAGACGAUGAGAACGAAGAAGUUGAGAUUAAAAAGGGUCCCACAUUCACACGCAAGUAUAUUGACAACAACCUGUACGGAAUGUACUAUCACACUGGCUUAAACGAGACAACCUUUCCCACCAAAGAGGGCCAAAAAACGAGCAAAAUGAUUGAGAAUGCCCGCAAAACUCUCAAUCUUGGCCAUCGCUACGGCUGUGCACCCCGAGACUUGUGGAUGACCAGGGCCCCGUAUCCCAGCAAAGACAGCAUCUACACUUGGCUUGAAGAAGAAGUGCUCCCCGACGUGGUUGUCAACAAGGACCGGAAGGACAAGCCUCGACUGGCCAUAGCCAACACGGGUGGCAUUCGCUUCGACAUUUUCAAGGGUCCUUUUACACGAGACGAUACAUUUACCGUGAGCCCUUUCACUAGUGGCUUCCGCUAUGUGCCCGAUGUUCCGUACGAAAUUGCUGCCAAGGUUAUCGGGCUUCUCAACAGCCAGUCGAGAAUCUUUGUUGCUGGACUUCCAGACACCCGACAGUUGACCAUUCCGCAGCUAAUGUAUCCACGCCCGAGAUAUCUUGAUGAGACUGAGGUUGAGACUGAAGUUGAGACUGUUGAACAAGUCGAAGAUGAAUCAGAGGCUCGCCUCGAGCUGCGUGGAGUGGAUGCCUCGGGGGACAAUGAUGAAAUCUUUGGCGGCUAUACGACAAAGGACGACAUCAGCAAAGACGGAGAUGACACCGUCCACAAGCCCAUUGAUUUUUACGCAGUGCCCAACUGCAUCCAGGCCGAGAUUGAUUUCCCGACCGAAGAAAAGCCCGAGACGGUAGACCUCGUCUUUCUCGACUUCUUACAACCAUGGAUGAUACCCGCCCUCAAGUUUAGCGGCGGCGAUUACAGUGCCAAAGAUAUAGAGCCGUAUAUGGAGGGAACGUUGACGGACAAGUUGGCUAACUGGAUUGGCGACAACUGGAAGGAUGAAUGCAACUAG
Molecule: messenger RNA, 1869 nt
Organism: Trichoderma breve
Lineage: Eukaryota; Fungi; Ascomycota; Sordariomycetes; Hypocreales; Hypocreaceae
Product: calcineurin-like phosphoesterase domain-containing protein
Exons: 2
Coding region: 1-1869 (622 amino acids)
Biological process (GO): nucleotide catabolic process
Cellular component (GO): cytosol
Molecular function (GO): hydrolase activity
Source: RefSeq, a predicted model, not a curated record